AUGCAGUCGUCCUCUUCGACCAUGAUGGGGCAGGCUCUGGUGGGGAAGCAGGCGGUCGCGCGCACUGGCGGCCGGGCACAGGUGGUGGUGGAGGCGGCUAAAAAGAUGACGUCGCGGAAGAGGGCGCACUACCGGAUUCGGAACAAGGUGUCUGGGACCGCGGAGAGGCCUCGUCUCAGCGUGUACCGCUCGAACAAGAACAUCUACGCCCAGGUGAUCGACGACGUCGAGGGCAAGACCAUCUGCUCGGUGAACUCGCUGCAGCUGAAGGGGGAGCUGUCGACGGGUGCGACGGUGGACGCCGCCACGACUGUGGGGAAGAAGAUCGCCGAGGCUGCGACCGCCGCGGGCGUGACCAAGGUGUCGUUCGACCGCGGAGGCUUCGUGUACCACGGCCGCGUCGCUGCUGUGGCCGAGGCGGCGCGCGAGGGGGGCCUGACCUUCUAG
Pedinophyceae sp. YPF-701 is the source of this 447-nucleotide messenger RNA. Lineage: Eukaryota; Viridiplantae; Chlorophyta; Pedinophyceae. The record is from the annotation of a GenBank genome assembly.